Molecule: messenger RNA, 2166 nt
Organism: Sceloporus undulatus (fence lizard)
Lineage: Eukaryota; Metazoa; Chordata; Lepidosauria; Squamata; Phrynosomatidae
Exons: 2
Coding region: 406-1182 (258 amino acids)
Source: RefSeq, a predicted model, not a curated record
GAUGACCCGCUCUUCAACCAGAAAGGCUAUCAUCGUCAUCAUCAGCCAGUUCAUCAGUUCAAACCGAUUUGCGAUCCAGUUUAAAAGGUAGUGGGAAUGAGGCCUUAAGCAGUCUCAAACUGGAUUACAGUAUUUCCGCAGUUGUUUUGGACCCUUGAGAAGGUCAGGGAGGUGGGGAUGAUGGGAGAGGGCCUCCUUGGGAGGAGAGUGAGCUUGGGUGGGCUUGGAUCGGGGCCAGAAGGCCAGCUGAGGCCACUUCUCUUCCCAGCUUCCUUAAGGCCAGAGUGAACUAUAAAGCCCACAAGGCAAGGUUUGCAUUUGUAUGUAGGUCAUAUUCUGGGCUUAGAGAGAUUGCAUUGAAGGAGAAGUUUGGAGCAAGAGGAGCGUCUUUGACAGCUUGCAGCCAUGCAUGUCCUGGAAUGGGCUUGGGCACUGUUGCUGCUGCAUUACGCUUGGGGCAACAACAACAGUGAUCAAGACCAAGACGACCCCCUUUUUUGGGCGGAGGGCGAAUGGUGCCGGACCUGGGCUCACCCCAGUUGGGUCUUCUGGUGCCCCAGGUAUCUUGACCAGCCGGGCAACGUCUUCUGUUGCGGGACUUGCAACCUCCCUUAUUGUUGCUCUGAGCCGGAGGAUCGCCUCAACCAGCAAGGAUGCUUGUCUCCGGUCCCUACGAGCAUUGGACCCAUGCAAAACCCCCGGAACAACCCUCCACCAGCACCUGGGAAGACCUCUUACAGCUUGACAAUCUUUUUCUCCUUCGUUUCAUUUCUUCUGGGCAUCACUUUUCUUCUCGUCGUCCGUCAUUGCAAGGAGAAAUACGGCCCUCGGCUGAGAUCCUUCUGGCACAGCAACAUGGUCCAGGUCUGGAACCGGAACCGGAACCAGAACCAAGACGAGCCUCGAGAAAUGUUCCAGACAGGGAUAUAUCAUCUUCCAACUGUGCCUGAGCCUAUUCCUGACCCUUUUCUGCGCCCGCUUCCUCCCAACGUUACCAUCAUGCCUCCAAACGCAGCCAGACCUCAAGAGAAGUGGGCCUUUUCCCCUUCGGCGCUGGCAGACCUCUUGCAAUCUGCAAGUUUUGGGAACAUGGAGGGCGAAGGUGCCUCUGGGUCUCUGGUGCACAGACAUGUCCCUAGCCAGGCUUCGGAUACUCCCUCCGAGAAGGAAACCUCAUUAUAGUCCUGCAAUUUCUAUUCUCUUUAUACUUAUAUUUUCUUUAGGAUCUUUCUACAAAAGUCAAAUGCCCCACUGGAGAGCCACAGGCUCAUUUCUCUCUCUCUUUAGGAUCCACAAAAUUCAUCAACCAAUUUCUGGGGACACUUUUUAAAAUGAUAUUUUAGAACUAGAUUGACUACUUGUCUCACAUAUUGAGCACUACAGCUCUAUACAGCUACAACUUGCAUUUUGCUUUUUCUCUGGGGUGGCAUUCGUGUGCAUUCAUGGCAUGAUUUGUAUUGAGCUCCAAAUGCUGGGGUGUGUCUUACGCUACAAAACGAUUGCAGUUUACACCACUUUUCCUGUCACGGCUCCAUCCCAUGGGAUCCUGGGAUGUGUAGGCUGGGGAAGUACUUAGAGAGUUUUAACCGAGUUUAGACCUCACAAGUAGAGACUUCUCCAAAUCGCAGAUCCCAGGAUUUCUUAGGAUAAUGUCAUGGCAGUUAAAAGCAGAAUCAAGUGACCAUACAAUUGCGCACCUCUGGAGCUGGAAUGGAGAAACAGCUAUAGCCAAAGGCCAGACUUUCCUUGAUGUCUCAAACUAGGCCUCUCCUCCCAAUUAUAACUGAGUAGGAAGAUGAGGAAGACGACGGAAAGUACCAACCCUGGCUCCCAAAGCCAACAUAUCUGAAGGGGAAAGGUCUGCAACUGCAACUCUGGAUAGGUAAAGCAUUGGUAUCUUAAUCCUCCAAGGUUAUACUCUGUGACCAAUGAGGAAAGCUUUGUCUGUGUGGCUGUUCCUAUGUGAGCAUUAAUUUCUGUUUGGAUAUAACCCAAAGUCUACUUACUAUGGGUGCAAAUGCACUAUAUGUCGCCCCAAGCCUUUUAAAAUUUGAGAUUUCUAUGAUGCCCGCUUCCUUUAGGAAAAUUUCUCUUGAGGAUGCUCAGAGCUGUUUUUAGCACAAAUUCUUGCCAUGUUCAUGCUUGUAAAUGUGUGUAACUAAUAAA